Messenger RNA from Trypanosoma cruzi, 1347 nucleotides. RefSeq names its product mucin-associated surface protein (MASP), putative. Lineage: Eukaryota; Euglenozoa; Kinetoplastea; Trypanosomatida; Trypanosomatidae. The record is from RefSeq and is a predicted model, not a curated record. The transcript has a single exon. Bases 1 to 1347 code for a protein of 448 amino acids.
AUGGCGAUGAUGAUGACUGGCCGUGUGCUGCUGGUGUGUGCCCUCUGCGUGCUGUGGUCCGUUGCGGCCGAUGGAGAUGUUGUUGUUUCUGGUGGGGAAGACAACAGUCUGAAAGAAUUAUUUAUUCCAGUUGCGAGAUUGCAGGAAAGACAAGAACAAAGAGCAGUAGAAGCAACAGCUGACGCAAAGGCAGCAGCAGAAGCAGCAGAAGCAUCAGCAGAAGCAGCUGAAAGAGCAAAAAUAGCAACAGCAGAAGCAAAGGCGGCUGCAGAGGCAGCAGCAGCAGCAGCAGCAGAAGCAGCAAAGGCAGCAGCCACAGCAGCAAAGGCAGUAGACACCGAGGCAAAAGCAAAAGCAGCAGCAGCAGCAGCUGAAUCAGCAGCAACAAAAGCAACAACAGCAUCAGAAGCAGCAACAAAAGCAAAAGCAGCAGCAUCAGCAGCAAAGGCAGCGACAGAGGCAGCAGCAGCAAAGGCAGAAGCAGCAGCAGCAGCAAAAGCAGAAGAAGCAGAAGCAGCAGCAGAAGCAGCAAAGGCAGCGGCAAAGGCGGCAGCCACAGCAGCAGAAACAGCAGCCACAGCAGCUGAAGCGGCAACAGAAGCAAAAACAUCAGCAGAAACGGCAAAAGCAGCAACAGCAAAAGCAAAAACAGAAGCAGAAAAAGCAGCAGCAUUAAAAGAUGACGCAGAAAAAGCAGCAGCAGCAAAGGCGGCUGCAGAGGCAGCAGCAGCAGAAGCAACAGCAGCAGCAGAAAAGGCAGCAACAGCAGCAUCAAAAGCAACAGCAGCAGCAGAAAAGGCAGCAACAGCAACAUCAAAAGCAAAAGCAUCAGCAGAAACAGCCAAAGCAAAAGCAGCAGCAGCAGCAGAAAAAGCAGCAGCAGAAAAGGCAAAAGCAGCAGCAGAAAAAGAAGCAGAAGAAGCAGCAGAAAAAGAAGCAGAAACAGCAAAAGAAGGAGCAAAAGCAGCAUCAACGGAAGCGGACGCAAAAGCAACAGCAGAAGAAGCACUGCGAGGUACGACAGUCCGAGCAGAGGAGGUAAAAACAGCAACACAUGAUCAGGAUAAUUCAGUCGAACACCAUUCUGGAGAAAAACAAGAGCUUCUAAAAGAACAAGAACCGGAACGACAAGAAAAAGAACAGCAUGAAAAGCAGCAACACCAACAGCGUGAACAUUCCGCAGGAAAUGGCGACGAAGCCGCGAAAGAAAAAACUGCUAAUGGUACAAAUGCAACUGCAAUUACGGACGACAGUGACGGCAGCAACGCGGUCUCUCACUCCACCUCCCCUCUUUUGCUUCUUCUUGUUGUUGCGUGUGCGGCUGCUGCUGCGGUGGUGGCCGCGUGA